This is a messenger RNA of Centruroides sculpturatus (bark scorpion), 1609 nucleotides long. It is a transcript of the gene Noc2, whose product is annotated as nucleolar complex protein 2 homolog. Gene Ontology annotation, molecular function: transcription corepressor activity; histone binding. The transcript has 12 exons. NCBI's taxonomy places the organism in Eukaryota, Metazoa, Arthropoda, Arachnida, Scorpiones, Buthidae. The coding region runs from base 4 to 1518 and encodes 504 amino acids. The record is from RefSeq and is a predicted model, not a curated record. Gene Ontology annotation, biological process: negative regulation of transcription by RNA polymerase II; ribosomal large subunit biogenesis. Gene Ontology annotation, cellular component: nucleolus; nucleoplasm; Noc2p-Noc3p complex.
UAAAUGCAUAAGAAAAUGGAGUGGUGCUGUUUGAAACUUUUGCACGUGUGGAACAUAUUUGAAUACAUCAUGAAGAAAAGUGAAUCGGAUGAUGAAUCAUUAGGAUUUGAAAUGGGAAAAUUAAAAGAAAAGGAUCCAGAAUUUUAUAAAUUUUUGGAAGAAAAUGACAAGGAAUUAUUAAAUUUUGAUGUGUCUGAUGAUGAGGAUUUUGAAGAUGAUGAUGAAAAGAUGGAGACAGAAGAUUUUGAUGAUGAAGAAAAUGACUCUAUAGCAGAUAAAAAAAUAAACAAGAAGCUUUUAGAACAAUGGAAAACAGAACUGAAGGAGAAACAUGAUGCUAACACAAUAAGAAAAAUUAUUUCUGGGUUCAAAGCUGCAGUGCAACAAGCAAGUGGAGAAGAAAUGACAGAUUAUAAAAUAGAUGAUGAUGCAGCAUUCAAUCAAAUUAUAUAUUUAUGUCUCACCGAACUUGUGCCUGCUUUGCAUAAAUUUUUAAAAUUGCCAAAUCCAGUGAUGUCAAAAAAUGAAAAUCAAGUGAAUCCUACAAAAUGUAAAAAUUGGAAGAAAAUUUCUAGUUCUGUGAAAGCAUAUUUGAAUGAUAUUAUUAAGCAAAUGUAUAUGGAUUAUGUAAAAAACUGUAAAUUUACAAGCAAAACAUUAUGGCCUUCAAUCAAUUUUAUGAAAAGAUCAUUGGUGGAGUUAUAUUCCUUAAAUCUUUCAGUAGCUUAUCAACAUGGUUUUGUGUUCAUCCGUCAGUUGAGUAUACAUUUACGCAAUGCAGUCACAAUAAAGAAAAAGGAAACCAUUCAGACUAUUUAUAAUUGGCAGUACAUUCAUUGCUUGUUGUUUUGGAUGAGGUUGUUAUCAACACUAAAUCAAAGUGAUCCUCUAAAAAGUUUAAUCUAUCCUUUAGUACAAACAACUAUUGGAACAAUAAAUUUGAUUCCAACACCCAAAUAUAUUCCUCUUCGUUUUCAUCUUGUCAAAGGUUUGAUGCUUCUGUCUAAGGAUACAGAUACUUUUAUUCCUGUUUUGCCAUUUAUAUAUGAGACUUUGAAUAUUGUGAAUUUCAAAAAGAAACAUACUUCACUCAGUAUGAAACCAAUGGAAUUUGACUGUGCUUUAAAACUGUCAAAAUCUCAACUGCAAGAAAAUGGCUUUAAAGAUAAAGUUGUUGAGCUAGUUUAUGAUACAAUGCUGGAAUAUUUACAGUCUCAGUCUCAUACUAUUGGUUUUCCAGAGUUAGUAUUACCAACUGUUGUUCAUAUUAAAUCAUUUUUAAAAACCUGCAAAAUUUCCAAUUACUCUCGAAAAUUAAAGCAGCUGAUUGAUAAAAUUCAAGAAAAUUCUACAGAAAUUACAAACAGGAGAAAAUCAGUUACUUUCAAGUUGUCAGAUUUUGAUGCCAUUAAACAAUGGGAAAGAGAAUUGAAAGAAAGAGGCACUCCAUUAGUAAAAUUUUAUGAAUCUUGGAAGAAAAUUCAACAGUCUGUAAUAAUUGAAAAUGAAGAUUCGUAGAUUCAGUGGUUGGAUAUGGUCCACCAUAGAAAUUGUAUCAUUUUGUAUAAAAUAAAAUUUCAUACUUUUGGAAAAGCUGUUUAGAAUUUCA